Molecule: messenger RNA, 558 nt
Organism: Leptosia nina
Lineage: Eukaryota; Metazoa; Arthropoda; Insecta; Lepidoptera; Pieridae
Source: the annotation of a GenBank genome assembly
AUGCUGAUGAGCUGUCUCGCUUUCGUGGUGUCAGAGGACGCCGUCGCGUCUAAAGACCUGGAAGAUGAUUAUGAUGACAUUGGAAGAAAGCAUAGGAAGAAGAAGAAGCAUCAGGGUAACCCAUGUUAUGGAAGAACCUUUGGAGAGAAAUUUGGGCCACAAGAUAACACGUAUAUAUCAGCACCAGUAACUAAUUAUUUCUUUGGUUGUGGAGGUCUGCCUGCGCCAGUUGCACCUGUAUAUCCACAGUAUGGAUAUGGUGAUCAAGGACAUGGUGGGCAUGGACAUGGCGGGCACGGUCAUGGAGGACACGGUCAUGGUGGCCACGGCCACGGAAGUCACGGUGGCAAUAUUCAAGGAGCAUAUCCUGGUGGUUAUCCACAAAACGGAUACAACGGGUUCCAGCAGUUCAAUCCGGGGUUCGGCGGGGUAAACCGACCUCUCCAGAACGUAGUCUCAUCAGCGGCUGCUGGCUUCGGUAACGCUGUUGCUAGUGCUUUUUCGAGACCGCGGAAAACAUACAGACAGAUCAACAGAUUUUUCAACAAUCUUUUCUGA